AUGCCACUGCCUCUCCGACUCGGUUUGUCACCACAAAUACCGCCCACCACCCACCACACAAACUUGCUGCCACUUAUCGCCAAGGGCAACGUCCACCGGUGCCCGUCCCAGCUCGAGAAGACCUCCGUGUCUUCGUCCGCCUUGAAGCCGACGCUCCGGCCAGGAAUCACAUCGGCUACGCUAUCCGAGCUCAUGUGGCCAGCAAGACGCCUUGGGCUCAAUCGAAUCCCGCAAGUCCUCCAAGUGAACACCAGAUGGGCCAUCCGCGCCGCAGACAAACUCACCCGUGAUCUGCUUGUAGAACGCCAAACCGAAUGGGCCGAUGAUCUCGGCGCGACGGCCGUUGAGACCAGCCAAAAAUGGUACACUUAUGCCGUAGACAACUGCCCUCGAAGAUUUACCGACCUUUACGGAAACGAACUGAACUACGACGCUGCCUUCCGUGACGAGAUAAACAGCCAGACGGGACUCACGCCGGUCAGCAUCCGAGUCCCUCGCCGUGACAACGAACAGCUUCCCUACAAGACACUCAUCAUCUCCUUCCUUGAACCGACAAAAAGACCUUGGAGCCUAUUUGGCACCAGCCGAGUAGCCAGACACAUCGAAAGAACCAACCCUCCCAGGCAGUGCGAGAACUGCUGGGACUGCCACACACGACAUGCGUGCAACAGACAAACACGAUGCAAACGCUGCGGGAAGACAAACCACGACAAUGAAAGCUGUACUGCCGCCGAGCAGUGCGCCAACUGCCUCGGGCCGCACACUGCGGACCUCGCAACAUGCCCGGCGCGGCCAAAGAGAGCCUAUGUUCUACCGUCUUUGUCCCCGAUGCGCCCUAGGGUUCUCGCAGACCAGAAACGACCGACACUCACCCGAGACAUCCUGUGGCUUACGGUGAAUGGCGUCAUAAUCGUAAACUUCUAUCGCCAACCGCGCUAUGACGUCUCCCUGGACGUCCUGCUGCGGUGGUCAGCACCAGAAAGGACCCUUGUGGCUGGCGACUUCAAUGCUAAGCAUUACUCCUGGCAAACCGGACGACUGGAGGGCCGAGGAGAGGACAUUGCCACCUGGGCAGCGGAAAACGGUUUGAAUAUCUUGAAUACGGCGGACGUGCCGACAAACCCGCAUGGCAACACAAUCGACCUGGCUUUCUCCAACAUUGCUUUGGCAUCCGCGGUUGUGGAAGACCAUCUCGCCACGAGCUCUGACCACUUCACUCUAAGUCUCAUACUUCCCGAUGUUAGCCUGAGCCUGCCACAGGUCCCGGGCAAAGUGCGGGUAACGACUGAAGAGAGAGCUGAAACGCUUCAAGGAGCUCGUUGCCGCCGGAGCUUGUCGAAUACCAAGAACACGGCAACAGCCUCGCAGCUUGACACGCUUGCCGCGGCGCUUGUUGACCUCCUCCAGUCGGCUGCCAGAGCUGCCGGUCGCCCCGUACGGAAAGGAACGCGAAGUGCGCCGUGGUGGACCGACGAGUGCGCCGAAGCCGCCGCGGAGUACCGCGCCAUACGAAGAAUUCUCCCUCUGGGAUUCAGCCAGGAAGUCCAACUAGCAAGAAGAGAGUUCCAGCGUGUGGUCCGCCGUGCCAAGCGGCAGUACUGGCGCAACCUCAUUGACGGCUUCUCGGAUAGCGCAUCGGUCUAUAAGGCAGUCCGGUGGCUCAAAUCACCAGGAGCCUUCCAGCCUCCACCGCUUCAAAUUGGCGACGAUGUAUACGAAACCCAGCUGGAUAAAGCGAAUGCGCUGAGACGCAGCACUCUUGAACGCCGCACGGUGGCGGAUGACAUUACUGACACCUGGAUCCCGGUCCACUCGGCCCGCAAGAUACCCUUCGCCCAAGAAGUCACGCUGGAAGAAGCAGAGGACGCUACCAUCAAGACGGGCAACACCUCGCCCGGAGCCGACAACAUCACGGUCAAGUUGCUGCAAACAGUAUGGGACAUUAUUGGGGGACACGUCUGUCGCCUCUAUCAGGGAUGCCUAACGGUUGGCCAUCACCCUGGUGUAUUUCGAGAAGCAGAAGUGGUCAUGAUCCCCAAGCUGGGGAAGAGAAAUCUGUCGACCCCCAGGGUAUGGCGCCCUAUUUCUCUGCUCUCCAGUCUUGGGAAGGGCCUUGAGCGGCUGAUCGCUCGCCGUCUAGCGUGGGCAUCGAUCCAUUAUGCAGUCCUCCACCCACAGCAAGCCGGCGCGCUCCCAAAACGGUCGGCCGUCGACCUAGUCGCCGCGCUGGUUCAUGGUAUCGAAGAGGCAUUCGCACGCGGAGAGGUGGCCACACUGGUCACAGCAGACAUCCAAGGAGCCUUUGACACAGCCAUGUGCAACAGGCUUGUCCUGAGGCUCCGUGAGCAAGGCUGGCCGGACAAUCUUGCGCGGUGGGCAGGCUCGUUCAUGAGCGGCCGCUCCGCCAGAGUCAGAUACCAAGACAUCACGACACCGACGACGCCAUUGCAGUGCGGCCUUCCACAGGGAUCGCCCGUGUCUCCGAUCUUGUUUUUGCUCUACACCGAACCGAUCUAUCGGCUAGGCAAUCCCGAAGGACGGUUCGGGUACGCGGAUGACACCGCCAUUCUCUGCACUGGACAAUCGCUGGAAGAAACAUCGCGAACAGCGUCAGAAUAUCUUCAAGAACUCGUGAACUGGGGCGCCGCCAACGGCAUCUCAUUCGACCCAGAAAAGACAGAAGUCAUGCACUUUUCACUGAGGAGGCGGGAAACCGAACUGCCCGUCCGCCAUGGUGACGUGGAGAAGCAACCAGAAGCAGCCAUGCGCUGGCUAGGCCUCUGGCUGGACAGGAAGUUGACAUUCAAGACUCAUGUCGAGAAGUGGACAGCCAAGGCCCAGGCGGUCGCCCAACACCUCCGGAGCCUAGGGAACACCCGGCGCGGCGCCCUGCCGAGCGCUGUGCAGAGGGCAGUCAGAGCCUGUGUCGAGCCGAUACUGCUCUUCGGCGUGGAAGCGUGGUAUCCAGGUACAACGUCGCCACGCUGGAGGCGACCGUCGAAGGAAGGACCAUCUAGAAUCCAGCAGCUUGUGCGGAAAAUGAGCAAAGCCCUCAAGCAGGCCAUCCGAGCCAUUCUCCCAAUCUGGAAGACCACACCGAUCGCUGUCUUACACCGGGAAAGCGGCAUACCUCCCGUCCACCAACUCCUGGAGGCAAGACGUCUCCGCUUCUCUGAUCGCAUCAAGUCACUGGACCAUGCACACCCUCUGGCCAAACGCACCACCGAGAUUGCGCCUCGGCCCAUCAUCAAGUGUAUCAAGCUGAAAUACCAACUUCCGCCAAAGGCCUUCCCAACUCGGCUGAGGGGGACGAACAAAUUGCUGGUGAACUGCCAGCGCCCUGUACUUGUCCCACGGAAGUACAGCAGCGAAAUACAGCAGCCUCUCCAAACUGCAUCCAAAGAAGAGUCCGCCAAAGACUUCGACCGAUGGCUUCGAACCAUCCCACCGCUUAGUCUUAUCGUGUACUCUGACGGCUCACUGCCCUCCAGCGGUGCUGCCGGAUACGGCUAUGCUGUCCACCAAAGCGGACGCUCUGUCUGCCAAGGCGCAGGACGUCUCGGCCCUGCGGAGGUGUUCGACGCUGAGGCUAAAGGAGCGCUGGAGGGCCUCAAAGCCGCUCUUAGGCUCCCUCAGUCUGCCACACAACGAAUAGUGGUAUGCCUCGACAACGUCGCAGCUACCAAAUGCCUACGAGGCAAGCCAUCAGACUCGUCGCAGAGGGUCUUCCUGACCUUUCAGGCCCUGGCGAAAACGCACCGAAUGACCGAAGUCCGCUGGAUACCCGGACACACGAAGAUUCCAGGAAAUGAAGCAGCCGACAUCCUUGCGAAGACGGGAUGCGCCCAACCCGAACCCGCAGACGCAGUCCCAACACUGGCCUUCUUGCGUAAGACCGCUAGACAGCGGUCCAAAAUCGCAGUCCAAGCCUGGUGGGAUGCCUCUGCACCCGAUAAGUAUCAAAGUAUCAGAAAUCCAGCACAACGACGCUUGUGUUACAUGUUCUUGCGGUCGGCGCAAGGCGCCGACGCAUCUCUUCUAUUGCCGGAAGAUUCAGCCGCGCUGUCGGAUGAGACUCGCACCCUCACCGACCGUGGCGAUCAACCAGGCAAUAGGCAGAGAUUUCGACAAAUUUGUCAAGCUGGUGAAGGCAAGCUCUCUCUUCGAGAAGAUCUGUUCGCGCCACUAGAUGAAAUCAUCCAUCACAGCACUGUCGUGCCCCUUUCCUUUGUCCCUUUCUUCUCCGGCGGCCACCGCAGCCCGCCACCAUAG
Messenger RNA from Metarhizium guizhouense ARSEF 977, 4272 nucleotides. Lineage: Eukaryota; Fungi; Ascomycota; Sordariomycetes; Hypocreales; Clavicipitaceae. The record is from the annotation of a GenBank genome assembly.